This is a messenger RNA of Vicia villosa (hairy vetch), 969 nucleotides long. RefSeq lists its product as uncharacterized. The coding region runs from base 1 to 969 and encodes 322 amino acids. The record is from RefSeq and is a predicted model, not a curated record. The transcript is spliced from 6 exons. NCBI's taxonomy places the organism in Eukaryota, Viridiplantae, Streptophyta, Magnoliopsida, Fabales, Fabaceae.
AUGUCCGACGCGAAUCACUGCCAUUUGCCAACCUUCAACGAUGAAACUUCGGUUUAUGAAGGAACUCAAGGAUGUUUAAAUAUACUGUAUAAAUUGUUGUUAAUGGCCAAAUUAGAACCACCGCCAAAUGUGAUUAAUGAGUUUAACCCAAAUGAGAUUGUGCGUGAUCCAAGUCGUAGGAAACAAAUUAAUGAGUAUGAUUCGGAUAUUCAAGACCGAGUGAGGAAGAAACCUGAUAGGGCCGAACACUUUGGUUUUGAAGUCUUCACUAAAAGCGGAUAUAAAGAUUGGAAGCAUGCAUCUCAAUGCUUGAAAGAUCAUGUUGGUAGUCAUAAUAGUUUGCACGACUCAUGUGUCAAGCACUACGAUGAUUAUAACAAUCAAAUACAAAGUGUGGCAAAUUGUUCAAGAUAUCUCAUUGCACAAGACACGACUUUUCGUGGCCAUGAUGGAUCCUUGAUUUCUCUAAACAAGGGUAAUUUUAGAGAGAUGGUAGAUUGGGUGAAAUCUAAGAAUGAACAAGUGAGGGAUACUUUUUACCGUGAUGAGUCACAUGGUAUAUCCGUCAAAGAGCAAAUGACGGUGAUGUUGAGGUUUGUGAAUGACAAAGGGAAUGUUAUGGAACGAUUUAUUGCUUUACAUCAUGUCAAAGAUACUACAUCUGAGUCAUUAAAGGAUGCUCUUUAUGGUAUUUUUGAUAAGUACAUAUCAUCUAUUUCAAGGAUACGAGGGCAAGGAUAUGAUGAAGCUUCAAAUAUGAGAGGUGAAUUUAAUGGCUUACAAAGAAAUAUUCUAGAUAAAAACCCUUAUGCUUUCUAUGUCCAUUGUUUUGCUCACCGUUUGCAAUUGGUUGUUUUGUCUGUUGCUAGUAAAUGCUCAUCUAUUCGUGAUUUCUUGGAGUACAUCUCCUUGAUUGUGACCACAACAAGUGCAUCUUGUAAGAGGAAGGAUGCUUUGACGGAGGCAUAA